This is a messenger RNA of Coregonus sp. 'balchen', 21789 nucleotides long. The record is from the annotation of a GenBank genome assembly. NCBI's taxonomy places the organism in Eukaryota, Metazoa, Chordata, Actinopteri, Salmoniformes, Salmonidae.
GGCUACGGUCAAGGAAAUGGAAGUGGCUCGUAUGGUGGACAGAGUUAUGCUGGUUAUGGACAGUCUGGUAUGUUCAACUUAUAGAGAGUCAUGGGAAAUGAUUUGAGGUCUAGAAGUUGCUGUUUUUAAUACAUAACAUUUCCCUUUCUGUUUCUCCAGCAGAGGGUUAUGGCCAAACAACACAGGCGGCAAGUUAUGGCCAGCCUGCCUAUGAUGGCUAUGGGCAACAAGGCUCGGAUACCGCUGCUGGGUAAGGCCACUGGCACUACAUAAAACUAGUGUUACUUGCAGUUGCGUACUUUACCUUUCUACUGGUCUAAUAUCAUUGCAAAUGUUACCUUUCAGUAAUAUGUUUUGUUCAUUAUUAAACUCUUUGUUGGUGUCUCAAGAGAAUAAUUGUGAAAACUUCUCAAGGUAUGGUGGUGCUGACAAGUCGUCAUUCAGUCAGCCAAGUUCCUAUGGCGGUGCCGACGGUGGCGGCUCUUAUGGACAAUCUCAAGGCGGCUACAGAGGUCGAAGUGAAGGUUAGUUAUUGUAUCCAUUUAUAUAUUACAUGGCACUGAUUUUGAAUGAUCAAUUGUCCAGAUGGCCUGCAAAGGUCUGCAUACUUUUUUUUUUUGGUCUGAGGAUCAGCAAUUCAUAGCGGUCUUUGGCCAAGACUGAUCUGCCAAAGUCUGGACUGUUUAAGUAUGGCUGAAUGCCUCUAAUAAUAAUAAAUCACUUUUCAUUGCAGAAUAAUCUCGUACAUAUAAAACAAAGUGCCAUACAUAUAAAACAGGAAAUACAAACGUGUUCAAAGAAAGACAACACCACAUAACUCAAAGGGCUUGUGUGCCUGUGUUUUGCCCCAGGUGAAGGCGGUCAGGGCAGGAGGUAUGGUGGAGAUGAUGGGGGCUCAGACAGGGGCUCUUCUGACGGGUAUAGAGGCCGAGGGCGUGGUGGGUACGAGCGUGGGGGAUACGACAGGGGUGGAAGAGGCGGCCCUCCAUCCGGUAUGGGGUAAGUUCCAGAGCGUGACCACCCGCAAGGUACUUCUGCAACACCCAUGCCAGGUAGAUGUUCCUUCCAACGCAAUGCAUGAUAUAAACCAUUCUGAUCCAUCAUCCCAUACCUCAUACAUCCAGACCCCCCCCCCCCCCCCCCCAACCUAUUUUCACCUGGGAUGUGCUUAGGGCUGGGCGAUAGGGCCUAAAAAUCGUUUCAAAUUUUUCCAAACAAUGGACGAUUCAUGAGGUACAUCUUGAUUUUUAAAGUUCUCUAAAUAAGCUUUGUUGCGCAAUUGAAGGUCAAUACACUGCAUUUCAAACGGUCAGGAAUAAUUAAUGAAUUCAGGGUUUGUAAAAUUAUACUUAGACUGAAUGUAAGCCUUCCACAACCAUAAGACCUACUAAUAAUUUAAUUAUUUUAUCAUAAAUAGUUUAACCAGCUUUUUUUGCAAUCAACACUGAUCUGGCUUUAAAGACUGUCUAUGAAAAUCCAACUUUUGUUACAAAUUUAACAAGAACAGUGCACAUCCACUAAUUAUGACCAACUUCUUGUAACAGGCAUUAUAGCAAAUGAACAAAGGGCUCAAGCACAAGCCCACGUGCUAGUGAGUAGCCAGCUGAUCUUUAUAUUUCAAGUCUAGCCAACUUUCUUGCUAACAAGGUAGAACAGUUGAACUGUUAUGAAUCGACCUGCCUGUCCAUCUCCAACUGUUUGAACAACAGCCUGCCUGUUCACUUUGUUUAGAUAUUGAAAUCAAGUGGCCUACCUGAAUAAGAAGAUGCUUAUUUCUCAGAAUGAGAAUGAGUUGCCAAUUCCGUUAUAUAUAUGUGUAUUUUUAUGCUCACUGCACAUUUAUGAAACAGACCAGACAGGUAGCACAUAAGUCUGUGGGAAAAAUUAUGCUAGCGGUACCGCAAUGCUGUGCGCGCGACAAAACUAUUUUGUUAGACCAAACCUCAAAUGCAAAUAGCGUGUUUAAACUUCUUCCUCUGACAACAAGCAGUUAUCCAUCUUCUUUGUUGUGAGUGACAGGGGGAGGGGCUUGGUGUUUGAGUGGGAAGGAGCGAAGGAGACGAGACCAAAAACACACAACGCUCAUAAAAACGAACAAAAAUAAAAACCUUAAUUCUUGCAAUGCAGGUAUUUGGAACAUCGAGUUAAAACAUAAAUUAGAUAUCGCCCAGCCCUAGAUGUGCAGGAGGUUUCACCCUGAGGGUUCACUCAUACAAUUUGAAUUAUAUUUCUAUGGUUUCAAUGACCUGUGAGGAUAUAACUUGUAUUCCAUCUCAAUCAUAAAUAUGCAUGUAAUGUUCUAGCUGAUUAUGGCCUUGCUAGCAAAUGGCAGUAAAUGAAGCUCAAAAGGCUUGUGGGACAGAUGACAUGGUGGGGUGUCUGCUGCUGACACCUGUGGUGCAAGGAGUUCAGUGGACACUGUUCACCUGACCCCCUUUAUGAAUUACAUAGGGUUAUGAGGAUUAAGUCACUUCACCAGCCAAGGAUCCUGUAGACCCCAGCUUUUGUACAUCUUCAUUAACAAGGCUGUUGAAUAUAAUAGUCAGGACAUUCAUUCGCUUGCCAGUGAUCGGUUCACAUUGCUAUCUCUACAAGAGCAGUUCUGAAAAACGUUUUGUAUUUGACAAGCAAUUAUAGAUCUUGGCCAAGUAGCUUUAAGUGUAGAGGACCUUUAGCCUAAACCAUUAUUUUAGCAAGAUUACUUAUUUUAUCCAUGGCUAUCAUUUGAAAUUGAGACAUUAUUUGUAACUGGAAGCUUUUAACAACCACGUUAGUAAUGGCAUUGAAUAACGAGUACAGUAGUUCUGCUGCAGUGCUGUCACAUUCUCAAAAUUGCUGACAAUCUAGAUUUCAUUUGACAUGGUUCCUGACAAGUAAUAGACAUCAGAGGCAGGUUUGAAUGCUUCAGCACAUGUAUAUCAAACGUGGCCUCAAUCUAAGAUCUGCUACGAUGGGUGCUAUUUGCUAAUGAAAACCAUUAAUUGUCUCUGCACAGUUAAGACUAUUCUAGCCGAUCUCAAGGAGUGAAGAUUAUUUUUGCACCCCCCCCCCACCCUUGUUGCUUUGAGAACCGCCUCAUGAACGACUGAAACAAUCCCCCAGAGUGAUCUGUUCUUGAAGUGACCUUAUUUUAACAAGUUAAACCCAAGGAACAUUGUAAGCUGCUGUACAUCAACAGGUUUCAUUUAAGUGUUGUAUAUUUGACAUGGAGACAUUUGCAUUGUGUUAACUUUGGAUCUACAUUUUAUACUACAGGUUUCAGUGAAUGAAAUAAAACUUGGACCUCAGCUAAUGGAGCUCAUAUAAGCACUCAAUGGAAGAACACUCGACUUGUCGAGUGCCGCAGCUAUUCAAACCAUUUCGACCUAUCAGUACCUUUUAUCCAAAAACAUUAGCCAACUGAAUACUCUAAGCUAAUCUGGUCUUUGUAGCAAUCUAAAUUUACACAUUAGCCAUAAGUGCCUCUUCACUCAUCAGAACCUACCUGGGAGUUCUGCCUAGUUUUGUCCAUUGAUCUUAAAACGUCCAAGAAUAACACUUUCCCAUGUAAGUGGGGAGAAAUUUCCACGAUAGUCGCACACCAUGGCAGGAGUGCAUACUGAUGGGGAUGUAGGGGAGCUUUGAGCUCUGUUGGGACAAAGGAAACCCAUCAUAUCUACAAUUUUUCCUCUGCAGAGGUGGUGACCGUGGUGGCUACAAAAAUUACGGUGGUAAGUGACGAGCAUCAGAACUGUCUCGGUUGGGGAGGAAAAAGGUUGAUUAGCAAAAGGGAGUGAGAAAGAAAGCAAAACAAACUGAAUGCCACCCUUUUCUUGUCCAAACCUCAAGGGCCUCCACCUAUUGUUCUUAUGGAGGGGGUUUUCUCAUAAAUGCUCUUUAGAUCUUUUAGCACAUGAAGCAUAAAGUUUAUACAUAAUGAUAUUGUUGCAUGAGGACAAGGUUGAAUGUAAAUUACAAAGAUGAGAAGUGUGCUGUGGCGAAGAAGGAAACUGUCUAGAAACGGGAGGUUUUUAUUUUUUUAUUUCUCUUCUAAACUCAAACAUUUCUGCCCAUGUUGCAAGGUGUUGAUAUAAAUGAUGCAACUGUCUCGAAACACUGCAGCAGAGAGCUGUAAACUGCCUUAUUCGAAAUGUUUUAAAGUAGCUUCAUGCAUACACUGUAUUGGUAGAGAGUUGAUUAAUUCUUGUUUGUAUGGAUGUUGAAUGCAGUUGUGUAGUGUACGAAGUGCAAUUUCUAAUGGCUUUCCCCACCUUUCCCGUUUGUUGUGUUUCAGGUCCUCGAGACUACGGCUCAAGGGAUGAACCAAGUGAGUUGCACAUGCUUGUUUGCUUCUUGUUGCCCUGAAAUUCUAUCUAUGGUUAGACUCUUCCUGCAAUCAUGCCAGACGAACACUGACCUAUAGUCUCUCACAAGCAAAUGCCACAGAACAACAGGCUGGUUCAAGGGAUGCAUCUGCUGAGUAGUACCUCGAUGUUUGUCCCCAGGUGGAGGUAGCGGCGGUAGCCAAGGUAGCGGCAGCGGCGGGGAGCAGGACAACUCUGACAACAACACCAUCUUUGUCCAGGGACUGGGAGAAGACGUCACAAGUGAUGAAGUGGGCAACUACUUCAAACAGAUUGGGAUCAUUAAGGUAUGGAUUGGCAACCCCUUAGCCCUUACCCAAUAAGGCGUAGAUACUUCAUGUAAGUGGACAUGGUAGAGAGCUGUUCCGCUAAUACCGUCCUUUACAGAAAGUUGUUAGACUAUAGAUUAGUAGGCCAAUGUUAAUUAGUCAGUUAUUGAUCUGUCCUCUUGAUAUAACUGUAUAUCAACAGUAGGCUGCUAAUGAUGUGAUAAUAGUCAGUUCACCAAUGACAAGGCAUGUUGAAUGAAUGUUAGCCUAGUAGCUAGUCAGACCUAACUUGAUGGAUAUCUAAAACAAGCUCAUAGGCCUAGUUGAUUCAUAUUCCAAAUAGCCUACAGUAAGCUAGACUACUACAUUGUAUCCAGUAAUUUAAUUAUUCAGAAUUGUCUCCCAAACAAAAUGAAGACUGGAUUGCUAAAAUAUGUGAUUAAGUACCACACUGCCUCAACACGUAGCGGAUAUUCAUUUUUUCAUUAUAUUAAUACGUUUAUCGGGGGGGGGAAAACGAUGUAGUACUUUGAAUUGAAACUCCAUUGUUCUGUUACAUGUAGUGGCUUUAUAUAGUAUUUUCCAUAUUCCCCCAACUCUCCUCUGAUAUUUGCACCUGUAAUUCAACCUGUCAUGUUCCUAAGAUUAUCUAAAGAAAGUAUUUGCAUGAUAAGGAUAUUGAUUUAUACAUUUGAAACGGUUCCGAUGUUGUCCACUUGAUGAAGUAAUUCAAUAAUCUCGUCAAUAGGAGUAAUCAUUUUUUGUAACAAUCGUUUUUUAACAAUGAAUUGCCUUACUUGAAGGUACCUAUGAAAAUUUGUUUGGGAUAUAAUUAAUUCCUCCUGGAUUUCUUGAAAUUAUAAAAACAAAUUGACUCUACAAAGCCCUCUCUCUUCCCAUUCCCUAAAUCCUUGGGACAUAGUAGAUUUCUACACUUUUAUUUCCAUGACUGAUCAAAAUAAAUGUUCUCAUGCUCUCUCUGCAGCCGACAUUUGGAAAGUAUUCAGACUUUUUACACAUUGUUACAUUACAGCCAUAUUCAAAAUUGAUUAAAUUAAUUGUUUUCCUCAAUCUACACGCAAUACCCCAUAAUGACAAAGCGAGAACAGUUUUCAUUGAGCUGUUUCUACAGCUUAAUUGGAGUCCACCUGUGGUAAAUUCAAUUGAUUGGACAUUAUUUGGAAAGGCAGAGUUCCUCUGUGGAGAUGGUUGUACUUCUGGAAAGUUAUCCCAUCUAUGCAGCACAUCAGGCAAUUAUGGUAGAGUGGCCAGACGAAGCCACUCCUCAGCGAAAGGCACAUAACAGCCCGCUUGGAGUUUGCCAAAAGGCACUUAGAGGACUUUCAGACCAUGAGAAACAAGAUUCCUCCUCCCAACUGCACUGAGGCUAGGAAACACUGUCACCACCGAUAAAUCUACAAUAAUCGAGAAUUUCAACAAGCAUUUUGCUACGGCUGGCCAUGUUUUCCACCUGGCUACCACUACCCCGGCCACCAGCUCUGCACCCUCCGCUGCAACUUGGCCAUGCCCCCCCGCUUCUCCUUCACACAAAUUCAGACAGCUGAUGUUCUGAAAGAGCUUAAAAAUCUGGACCCCUACAAAUCAGCUGGGCUAGAGAAUCUGGACCCUUUCUUUCUAAAAUUAGCUGCCGUAAUUGUCGCAACCCCUAUUACUAGCCUGUUCAACCUCUCUUUCGUAACGUCUGAGAUCCCCAGAGAUUGGAAAGCUGCCGCGGUCACCCCCUCUUCAAAGGGGGUGACACUCUAGAUCCAAACUGUUACAGACCUAUGGAUAUAUAUCCUGCCCUGCCUUUCGAAAGUAUUUGAAAGCCAAGUUAACAAACAGAUCACCGACCAUUUCGAAUCCCACCGUACCUUCCCCGCUAUGCAAUCCGGUUUCCGAGCUGGUCAUGGGUGCACCUCAGCCACGCUCAAGGUCCUAAACAAUAUUUUAACCGCGAUCGAUAAUAGACAGUACUGUGCAGCCGUCUUCAUUGACCUGGCCAAGGGUUUCGACUCUGUCAACCACCGCAUUCUUAUUGGCAGACUAAAUAGCCUUGGUUUCUCUAACUGUCUCGCCUGGUUCACCAACUACUUCUCAGAUAGAGUUCAAUGUGUCAAAUCGGAGGGCCUGUUGUCUGGACCUCAGGCCGUCUAUGGGGGUGCCACAGGGUUCAAUUUUCGGGACGACUCUAUUCUGUGUAUAUCAAUGAUGUCGCUCUUGCUGCUGGUGAUGCUCGGAUCCACCUCUAUGCGGACGACACCAUUUUGUAUACAUCUGGCCUUUCAUUGGACACUGUUCACAAACCUCCAAACGAGCUUCAACGCCAUACAACACUCCUUCCGUAGUCUCCAACUGCUCUUAAACACUAGUAAAACUAAAUGCAUGCUCUUCAACCGAACGCUGCUUGCACCCGCCCACCCGACUAGAAUCACUACUCUCGGCGGGUCUGACCUAGAGUAUGUGGACAACUACAAAUACAUUUACUUUACAUUUACAUUUUAGUCAUUUAGCAGACGCUUUUAUCCAGAGCGACAUACAGUUAGAGAGUGCAUACAUUAUUUUUAUACUGGCCCCCCGUGGGAAUCGAACCCACAACCCUGGCGUUGCAAACGCCAUGCUCUACCAACUGAGCUACAUCCCUGCCGGCCAUUCCCUCCCCUUCUCUGGACGACGCUCUGCCAAUUGUGCGCCGCCCCAUGGGUCUCCCGGUCGCGGCCGGCUACGACAGAGCCUGGAUUCGAACCAGGAUCUCUAAUGGCACAGCUAGCACUGCGAUGCAGUGCCUUAGACCACUGCGCCACUCGGGAGACAAUAUACAAAUACCUAGGUGUCUGGUUAGACUGUAAACUCUCCUUCAAGACUCACAUUAAGCAUCUCCAAUCAAAAGUUAGAUCUAGAAUCGGCUUCCUAUUUCUCAACAAAGCCUCCUUCACUCAUGCUGCCAAACAUGCCCUCGUAAAACUGACUAUCCUACCGAUCCUUGACUUCGGCGAUGUCAUUUACAAAAUAGCCUCCAACACUCUACUCAGAAAAUUGGAUGUAGUCUAUCACAGUGCCGUUUUGUCAGCAAAGCCACAUAUACUACCCACCACUGUGACCUGUACGCUCUUGUUGGCUGGCCCUCACUACAUAUUAGUCGCCAAACCCACUGGCUCCAGGUCAUCUAUAAAUCACUGCUAGGCAAAUCCCUGUCUUAACUUAGCUCACUGGUCACCAUAGCAACACCCACCCGUAGUCUGCGCUCCAGCAGGUAUAUCUCCCCAAAGCCAACACCUCCGUUGGCCGCCAUUCCUUCCAGUUCUCUGCUGCCAAUGACUGGAACGAACUGCAAAAAUCUCUGAAGCUGGAGACUCUUAUCUCCCUCACUAACUUUAAGCGUCAGUUGUCAGAGCAGCUUACUGAUCACUGCACCUGUACACAGCCAUUCUGAAAUUAGCCCACCCAACUACCUCAUCCCCAUAUUGUUAUUUAUUUUGCUAAUUUGCACCCCAGUAUCUCUAUUUGCACAUCAUCUUUUGCACAUCUAUCAUUCCAGUGUUAAUACGAAAUUGUAACUAUUUUGCACUAUGGCCUAUUUAUUGCCUUACCUCCAUAACUUACUACAUUCGCACACACUGUAUAUAUUUUCUGUUGUAUUUUUGACUUUGUUUUGUUUACCCCAUAUGUAACUCUGUUGUUUUUAUCACACUGCUUUGCUUUAUCUUGGCCAGGUCGCAGUUGUAAAUGAGAACUUGUUCUCAACUGGCUUACCUGGUUAAAUAAAUAAUAAAUACAUUAAAAAAAUUAUCUGGUCUGAUGAAACCAAGAUUGAACUCUUUAAUACACUGUAUGGUGAGCAAUAUGUCUGGAACAUCAAAUCGCAAUAAAAUCACAGUAUCGAAUCGCAAUACAUAUAGAAUUGUGAGAGUCGUAAUACGUAACAUAUUGGCGCCUAAGUAUCGUGAUAAUAACUUAUCGUGAGGUCCCUGGUAUUUCCCAGUCCUCAUGGCUGCCCAGAUUUGUGUCCCCGUGUUAACCUUUGUGUCCUGUUUUGAUAGUUGAACAAGAAGACUGGCUUGCCCAUGAUCAACCUGUACUCUGACAAGGCUACUGGGAGACUGAAGGGAGAGGCCACGGUCUCAUUUGAUGAUCCACCUUCUGCCAAAGCGGCCAUUGAGUGGUUUGACGGUAAGGGUGUGCUCUCUAAUCCCAUUCACAUAUGCUGUGUACAGUUCUUCUGUUCCAUUCUCAUUGAUGUCCAUUUUCUUCUAGGCAAAGAAUUCCAAGGGAAACCCCUCAAAGUGUCUUUUGCCACCAGAAGAGCUGAGUUCACGCAGAGGGGUGGCGGUGCAGGAGGAGGAGGAAGAGGAGGUGGUGGUAAGUUUCAUUCACUUUUGGGUGACAAACCAUUCAAAUGUUUGUCACCCAAACUACCCGUGGGUGUGAGUCCCAAAAACACAAGAUUGUCUUUGUGCUAAAGAUGAGCUUUCAAUCCAUUGUUAGGCAAUAGGGGUAUAACGAUUCACCGAUACGAAUCGGAAUCUGGUUCAAAUGUUUAAGAUAUAAGUGCAAAUGUAGCAUGGAUCGGGCAGUAAAACUCCAAUGGGCGGUAGGCCUAUUCCUGAUUUUUGCACAUCUGUGCAGCAUCUUCAGCAUUUAAAUGCUUGUGAAAUGGAUUGUGCAACAUUAGGCUUUAUUAGUUAAUUCACAACCAGGGCCGUGCUCAGACCUUUUGGAGGGGGCAUGUGCUCAAACAAAAGAAGGGCACUCCCCCCAAAAAAAACACGGUCACAGACUCCUUGAGGGGAAAGCAGAACAAUCUGAUUAGUGAAGUAUUUUACACAACUAUUUUGAACUGGAAUAAAUGUUACUUAUUAACCAACAGGACCAACAGAAUUCUAGUCAAAAUAGAUGUAAGAAAUAAUGUAGCCUACCAUUACUAUAUCCAACCCCACUCAUUUGUUGCCACUAUCCCAGUGGUUUGCAAACGUUUUGACCCGCGCUGCCCAAAAAGGAGUGGUACAGAAAUUGCGGACCCCCCCCCCCCCCCCCCAACAUGAAAUGUUGCAUCUUCAUCCUAUAAUAUUGAAGGCAGUGUGACGUUACAGCUGCUUAUCUUAAGACAUACGGUGCAUUCGGAAAGUAUUCAAACCCCUUCCCUUUUUCCACAUUUUGUUACGUUACAGCCUUAUUCUAAAAUGGAUGAAGUUAUUUUUUCCCCCUCAUCAAUCUACACACAAUACCCAAUAAUGACAAAGCGAAAACAGGUUUUUAGACAUUUUUGCAAAUUUAAGUGUUCAGACCCUUUGCAAUGAGACUUGAAAUUGAGCUCUGGUUUAUCCUGUUUCCAUUGAUCAUCCUUGAUGUUUCUACAACUUGAUUGGAGUCCACCUGAGGUAAAUUCAAUUGAUUUGAAAUGAUUUGGAAAGGCACACACCUGUCUAUAUAAGGUCCCACAGUUGACAGUGCAUGUCAGAGCAAAAACCAAGCCAUGAGGUCGAAGGAAUUGUCCGUAGAGCUCCAAGACAGGAUUGUGUCGAGGGACAGAUCUGGGGAAGGGUACCAAAAAACCUCUGCAGCAUUGAAGGUCUCCUAGAACACAGUGCCCUCCAUCAUUCUUAAAUGGAAGUAGUUUGGAAACACCAAGACUCCUUGAGCUGGCUGCCCGGGCAAACUGAGCAAUCAGGGGUGAAGGGACUUGGUCAGGGAGGUGACCAAGAAACCGAUGGUCUCUCUGACAGAGCUCCAGAGUUCCUCUGUGGAGAUGGGAGAACAUUCCAGAAGGACAAACAUCUAUGCAGCACUCCACCAAUCAGGCCUUUAUGGUAGAGUGGCCAGACGGAAGCCACUCCUCAGUAAAAGGCACAGGACCGCCUGCUUGGAGUUUGCCAAAAGGCACCUAAAGGACUCUCAGACCAUGAGAAACAAGAUUCUCUGGUCUGAUGAAACCAAGAUUAAACUCUUUGGCCUGAAUGCCAAGCGUCACGUCUGGAGGAAACCUGGCACCAUCCCUACGGUGAAGCAUGUUGGUGGCAGCAUCAUGCUGUGGGGAUGUUUUUUAGCAGCAGAGACUGGAAGACUAGUCCGGAUCGGGAGAAGGAUGAACGGAGCAAAGUACUGAGAUAUCCUUAAUGAAAAUCUGCUCCAGAGCACUCAGGAUCUCACCUUCCAAUAGGACAACGACCUUAAGCACACAGCCAAGACCACGCAGGAGUGGCUUCGGAACAAGUCUCUGAAUGUCCUUGAGUAGCCCAGACAGUGCCCGGACUUGAACCCGAUCGAACAUCUCUGGAGAGACCUGAAAAUGGCUGUGUAGUGAUGCUUCCCAUCCAACCUGACAGAGCUUGAGAGGAUAUGCAGAGAAGAAUGGGAGAAACUCCCCAAAUACAAGUGUGCCAAGCUUGUAGCGUCAUACCCAAGAAGACUCAAGGAUGUAAUUGCUGCCAAAGGUGCUUCAACAAAGUACUGAGUAAAGGGUCUGAAUACUUAUGUAAAUGUUAUGUCUUUCAAUUUGCGAAAAUGUAUAAAAAAACAGUUUUUGCUUUGUCAUUUUGGGUGGGGGUUAUAUUACCACUGAAAAGGGGCACUUUGGAGACGGGAAGGGCAAAGGGGCGUGUGCUCUGCACAGGUAGAGAGCCCCAUCUGUGCGUGUGCUUGGUGACAACCAAUGUAAUUUGCUAGGUAAUUGUCAUAAACUGUAUGCACGCAUGACUGUAAGUCGCUUUGGAUAAAAGCGUCUGCUAAAUGGCUUAUUAUUAUUAUUAUUAUUAUUAUUAUUAUAAAAUUUUAACGGAAUCAAAGUAUGCUACCGGAGACACUACUCAUCUGCAGAUCUGGGCUUAAAUCAUUUAGAUUUUAUUUGGAUUGUUCAUGUUCCCCAAUCAGUGUAUUUAGUCAUUUUUAGUGUAAAGUUGAUACAUUUGUAACAAGGACAGCGAUCACUUUUGCGAGCCACACUACAUGGUCGACGCGACCGGGAAUAGAAGAGAACCUCUGAGAAAAGCUAAAUUUUAAAUGUAAAUAUUGAUACAUAACUAGCUCAAACACUUAUCUGCAAAAAUGACAAGAUAAUUAGUGGGUGACGAGUUGAGAUCGUAAGUGGGGGGGACAGAAAGCAUAAAUUUCUCCCACCCCCUUAUCUGAGGUGGGGUGGUAGAUGCCCAGUCUCCCCUAUGGUUCAGCUCCGGUGCGUACAUACACCAUACACAAAUACAUCAUUCACUCACACACAUCUCAGAAAAGAUGGCUCUGAAAGAUCCAGCACCUGAUCGCCAUCAGCAGCAGAUUUUAAUUUAGAAUAGGAAAUUCAAGCGUUUAUGCAACCGAUGUUAGCGCAUCUAUUCGCAUCGAACAAUCUCAUAGAUUUGUUCCUCUAAUCAUACUGAAUCGCACCGCAUCGUUUCAAAUGAAAAAGUAUCUAAAUCGAAUCGUCUUGAAAUGGAAAGCUGCACGCCCCUAAUAGGUAAUGGACGAAUGAUCUUAAUGCUAAAGACUAGAUGGACAUUUUCCAUGAAGGAACAUUUUGACUUCAGCUUUUCGAAAGUAUUUUUGUGGCAGUGGAUAGGAUAGCCUGAACAUGUGAAAGAUGGUUUGGUGUCUCUAGCUUGAUCUAGGUUUGGGCAGUAUACCGGGGUAUUGCGAAAUGCUGACUGACCAGGUGAAGGCUAUGAUCCCUUAUCCCUCACUUGUUAAAUCCACUUCAAUCAGUGUAGAUGAAGGGGAGGAGACAGGUUAAAGAAGGAUUUUUAAGCCUUGAGACAAUUGAGACAUGGAUUGUUUGUGUGCCAUUCAGAGGGUGAAUGGUCAAGAAAAAAUAUUUAAGUGCCUUUUGAAUGGGGUAUGGUAGUAGGUGCCAGGUGCACCAGUUUGUUUUCAAGUUUCCCGUGUGUCUCAAGAAUGGUCCACCACCCAAAGGACAUCCAGCAAACUUGACAUAGCUGUUGGAAGCAUUGGAGUCAACAAGGGCCAGCAUCCAUGUGGAACGCUUUCGACAACUUGUAAAGUCCAUGUCCCGACGGGGGAGUGCGCACAACUCAAUAUUAGGAAGGUGUUCCUAAUGUUUGAUAUUAUUAUAAUAAUAUGCCAUUUAGCAGACGCUUUUAUCCAAAGCGACUUAGUCAUGUGUGCAUAAAUUUUUACGUAUGGGUGGUCCCGGGGAUCGAACCCACUACCCUGGCGUUACAUGCGCCAUGCUCUACCAAUUGAGCUACAGAGGACCACAAUGGCCAUUUUGAAGCUUAUCUUUCAACAACAACAAAAAAUACAAAGUUAUUUGAGAAUAUAUUUGCAAGUUAGCCGGCUAACUCCUUGAUCCUGCUUGAUAGUAUACCCCUCUGGGCUAGCUCCCUCCAAGUCAAUCGUUCCCAUGCGAUGGGCUGAUGAAGAUGAAAUCAAACAGAAAGAAGAAAACGGCGCUACAUGGAACAUACCAUUAUCUAACAAUAGGGGUAUUCAUUGUCUAUCAAACUACUGUUAAUGUGCUAGAUAUUUUACACAUUAAAUACGAACAAAGCUAUAUUCAGCACACAUGUUUUGAAGGUUACUUGGUUUCAAAUUAUUAUUAUGCGUAAGAAAAUGUAAAACAAUUAACUCAGAAGUUGGUUCAUCUCAGCAUCAGGUCAGAGUUCAUAAUUGCUGCAGUGUGUGUGCGGCUGUGCGCUGAUGUUACUGGGUUUUUAAUUUGUAGAAAAGUGAUUCAUCAAAUUUUUUUUUUUUAAGAAAAGAGAAUGGCCUCCGGUAAGUUUAGUGUGAACUAAGUUUGUGAUUUGUUCAAUGUAAUUUUUUUGUCACAUUUGUUAUAAAAAUUUUAAUGAAACUGCUGAGACUGAUGGUCUCAGUUAGCGAGCUAACGUUAGCGUUAGUUUAGCAAGGUUUCAGGUGCGACCAUCGGAGAAUAAACCCUAUCCAUAGUUUGUUUGCGAAUGUAUUACACAGUGUAAAUGUGUGUGUGUGCGUGCAUGCAUACAUACGGGGACACAGUGAAUUUGUUUUUUUGGCUCUGUACUCCAGCACUUUGGUUUUGAAAUGACCAGUGGGAAAUGACUAAAGUGCAAACUGUCAGCUUUAAUUUGAGGGUAUUUUCAUCCAUAUAGGGCGGCAGGAAGCUUAGUGGGUAAGAGCGUUGUGCCAGUAACUGAAAGGUCGCUGGUUCUAAUCCCCGAGCCGACAAGGUGAAAAAUCUGUCUGUGCCCUUAAGCAAGGCACUUAACCCUAAUUGCUCCUGUAAGUCGUUCUGGAUAAGAGCGUCUGCUAAAUGACUAAAAUGUGAACAGGUAAAAAAUUACAGCACUUUUUGUAAAUAGUUCUCCCAUUUUUAGGGGACCAAAAGUAUUGGGACAAAUUCGCCCCACGGAUAUCUAAUUAGCGUUUGUGUGCACCAUCAUGCGCAUGUUGGUUUUCUCUAUCCCCACCAGAACCUGUGCGUUCAUGACACUCAGGUUAAAAUACCAAAACCAACUAUAUACAGUUUGGGAUGGGUCAUUUAGCUAGCCUGCUGUUGCUAGCUAAGUUGUCCUGAAAAUAAACAUUGGUUUGUUAUUUUACCUGAAAUGCAUAUGGUGUUUUUUAAAAUCUUUUUUUUUUUUGCCUGGUCUUCGUAGAAUUUUGACCCAUGUUGAGUCAUACAAAAUCGUGUGUUCUCUACUCCGGCAAUUAGUCCACAGAUAAACAAACUAGGUUUCCCCUUUUUUUUCUCCUUGUUCAUUCUUCUUCUGUGGGUGUGUUAUAGUUGGCAACCAACUUUAAGGUGCAUUACCACCACCAACAAUACCGGAGUGUGACCCUCAUUCAUCUUUCAAUCACCCAUGUGGGUAUAUGCUCCUAAAAACCAAGUUCUUUUUUAGCGCCUGGUUACGAAGACGCUCGUUGCCUCGUGCGAGACGUUUGUAUGAAAUUGAGUAACAUGUAUGUGUACAUUUAUUUUGCAACACUCACACACCAACGCGGGUGGUGUGGUUAGCAUGUAUGCCAAUGGCGGCCUUUCACAUCUGCGGUGGAAGGUGGCAGAGCUACAGGGGUGUUUGUCAGGCCAUGAGAGCGCCUGAAAAUCGGUCUUUUCAAGAAAACGUUUGAAGCGUCCGAGCAGUUUGGCCUAUAAACUAAUACGACCACUAUAUGGGAAGGUGACUCUCACGUUUUGCUCUACGACCCCCACAAUUGUGGCGAGGCUCGUCUGAAGUUGGUACCGCCGAUCUGCCAACUUCUGUCUGUAGCGUCCGAACAGUUUGGGCUACACUAAUAUGACCCCUCUAUGGAAAGGUGAGACUCUCGAACAAGCACAUGUCGGUGUUGCUCUAGGACGCCCACAAGCCUCACAAGAUUCCUCUGAAGGUAGCCCAGUACCAGUUAAAACAAUGAAUGGAAGUACAGUGAUUUGAAAGUAUUCACACCCCUUGACUUUUUCCACAUUUUAUUGUGUUACAGCCUGAAUUUAAAAUGCAUUACAUUUAGAUUUUUGUCACUGGCCUAUACACAAUACCCCAUAAUGGCAAAUUGGAAUUGUUUUUUGUAAUUUAUUAGUAAGUAUUCAACCCCUUUUGACAUGGCAAGCCUAAGUAAAUUCAGGAGUACAAAUGUGCUUAACAAGUCACAUAAGUUGCAGGGACUUGGGUCUGUAUGCAAUAAGUGAUUUUUGAAUGACUACCUCCAACUCUGUACCCCACACAUACACAUUUGUGUAAGGUCCCGCAGUCGAACAGUGAAUUUCAAAUGGAUUCAACCACAAAGACCAGGGAGGUUUUGCGAAGAAGGGUACCUAUGGGAAGAAAAAAAACAGACAUUGAAUGUCCUUUUGCGCAUAGUGAAGUUAUGAAUUACGCUUUGGAUGACGUAUCAAUACACAGUCACUACAAAGAUAGAGCCUUCCUUCCUAACUCAGUUUCCGGAGAGGAAGGAAAACACUCAGGGAUUUCACGAGGCCAGUGGUGACUUUAAAACAGUUACUGAGUUUAAUGGCUGUGAUAGGAGAAAACUGAGGAUGGAUCAACAUUGUAGUUACUCCACAAUACUAACAUAAAUUACAGCAGGAAAAGCAAGCCUGCACAUAAUAACAAAUAUUCCAAAACAUUUAUCCUGUUCGCAACAAGGCUUUAAAGUAAUACUGCAAAGAAUUUGUCAAAGCAAUUCACUUUUUGUCCUGCAUACAAAGUGUUAUGUUUGGGGCUAAUACAACACAUUACUGAGUACCACUCCAUAUUUUCAAGCAUAGUGGUUGCUGCGUCAUGUUGUGGGUAGGCUUGUAAACGUAAAGGACUAUGACGUUUUUUUAGGAUAAAAAAGAAAUGAAAUGGAAUGGAGCUAAGCACAUGCAAGAACCUGGUUGUCUGACUUCCAUCAGACACUGGGAGAUUAAUUCACCUUUCAGCAGGACAAUAACCUAAAACACAAGGCCAAAUCUACAUUGGAGUUGCUUACCAAGAAGAUGGUGAAUGUUCCUGGGUGUCGAGUUACAGUUUUUACUUAAAUCUACUUGAAAAUCUAUGGCGAGAACUGAAACUGUCAAAUUGGUUGUUGAUCAAUGCUAGACGACCAGAGGUUGAAGAAUUUUGAAAAGAAUGAGAACGUUGCACAAUUCAAGUGUGGAAAGCUCUUAGAGACUCACCACUGUAAUCGCUGCCAAAGGUGCUUCUACAAAGUAUUGCCUCAGGGGUGUGAAUACUUAUGUGAGAUCUGUAAAUUUGCACACAUUUAUAAAAACAUGUUUUCACUUUUGUGUGUAGAUGGGUAAGAGAAAAAAAUCGAUGUAAUCCAUUUGGAAUUCAGGCUGUGACGCAACAACAUUUUGACUAAGUCAAGGAGUAUGAAUACUUUCUAAAGGCACACAUAUGGAAAUAGUUUAGUGCCAAAAGUUUUAUAUGGGUAAAAAUAUGAAUAAUUUCCUGAUCUUUCUCUCAGAUAUAGGACAGACACUUUAAAACAAACUUCCUUUUGAUUUAUUUUGACAUGUAUGAAUCUGUCAUUCAAUGCAUUUCUAUGGGUUACUAGCAGGAAGGCAAAAUUCAAGGAGGGCAACAAUUCUAAAUCAUAUAGCUAAAUGGUCCUUGGUAUGACCAUCUUCAAACAGCAAAUGCAUCCAACAAAUGUGUACAGUCACAAGCUUGAUGUAGUCAUUGCGUGCUAUGACUGGGACCAACUACUUCACUUUUUACUACUUUAAUACACAUGAAUUUGGUCCAAUACUUUUAGUCCCCUAAAAUUGGGCAGGGGGUGUACAAAAACUGCUGUAAUUUCUGAACUGUUCACCUGAUUGGAUGAAAAUACCCUAAAAUUAAAGAUGAGUCUGCACUUUAACCUCAUAGUGAUUGUAUCAUUUAGUGUUCUUUUUUUUUUAUUUAUUUUUGUAAUUUUACCCCCUUUUUCUCUUAAAUUUUGGUGAUUUCCAAUGGCGAUUUUAAAUUACGAUCUUGUCUCAUCGCUGCAACUCCCCAACGGUCUCGGGAGAGGCGACGGUCGAGUCAUGCGUCCUCCGAAACCUGACCCGCCAAGCCGCGCUGCUUCUUAACACCCACUCGCUUAACCCGGAAGCCAGCCGCAUCAAUGUGUCAGAGGAAACACAGUUCAACUGACGACUGAGGUCAGCUUGCAGGCGCACGGCCCGCCAUAAGGAGUCGCUAGAGCAUGAUGAGCCAAGUAUUACAUUUACAUUUACGUCAUUUAGCAGAUUUGCCUCGUGCAGUGCGACACAUCUCCUUCGCAUAGUUGAUUAGGCUGUUGAUUGUGGCCUGUGGAAUGUUGUCCCACUCCUCUUCAAUGGCUGUGCGAAGUUGCAGGGUAUUGGCAGGAACUGGAACAUGUUGUCGUACACGUCGAUCCAGAGCAUCCCAAAAAUGCUCAAUGGGUGACAUGUCUGAGUAUGCAGGCCAUGGAAGAACUGGGACAUUUUCAGCUUCCAGGAAUUGUGUACAGAUCCUUGCGACAUGGGGCAGUGCAUUAUCAUGCUGAAACAUGAGGUGAUGGCAGUGGAUAAAUGGCAUGACAAUGGGCCUCAGGAUCUCAUAACGGUAUCUCUGUGCAUUCAAAUUGCCAUCGAUAAAAUGCAGUUGUGUUCGUUGUCCGUAGCUUAUGCCUGCCCAUACCAUAACCCCACCGCCCCCAUGGGACACUGUUCACAACAUUGACAUCAGAUACCGCUCACCCACACAACGCCGUACACGCUGUCUGCAUGCUGUCUGUUAAACUGGGAUUAAUCCGUGAAGAGCACACUUCUCCAGCGUGCCAGUGGCCGUCAAAGGUGAGCAUUUGCCCACUGAAGUCAGGUACGGUGCUGAACUACAGUCAAGUCAAGACCCUGGUGAGGACAACGAGCAUGCAGAUGAGCUUCCCUGAGUCGGUUUCUGACAGUUUGUGCAGAAAUUCUUUGGUUGUGCAAACCCACAGUUUCAUCAGCUGUCCGGGUGGCCGAUCUCCAAUAAUCCCGCAGGUGAAGAAGCCGGUUGUAGAGGUCCUGGGCUGAUGUGGUUACAAGUGGUCUGCGGUUCUAAGGCCUUUUGGACGUACUGCCAAAUCCUCCAAAACGAAGUUGGAGGUGCUUUAUGGUAGAGAAAUUAACAUUCAAUUCUGACAACAAAUAUGGUGGACAUUCCUGCAGUCAGCAUGCCAAUUGCACGCUCCCUCAACUUGAGACAUCUGUGGCAUUGUGUUGUGUGACCAAACAUUUUAGUGGCCUUUUAUUGUCCCCAGCACAAGGUGCACCUGCGUAAUGAUCAUGCUUUUUAAUCUGUUUAUGCCACACCUGUCAGAUGUGUUAUCUUGGCAAAAGAUAAAUGCUUACUAACAGGCAUGUAAACACAUUAGUGCACAAAAUCUGAGAGGCUAUUUGUGCAUAUGGAACAUUUCUGCCAUCUUUUAGUUCAGUUCAUGAAACAUUGGACCAAUACUUGUUGCGUUUUAUAUUUUUGUUCAGUAUAGUUGUUUACAUGCGUGAUAGCCUACACUUGUCUGUCCAAUUUAUGGCACAUGAUGCGACUUAAAGUCUUGGGUGUCUUCUUAUGACAUGCAUUAUUUGAAUUAGAUGCACAGAAUUAUACCUAGGAGGAGCGGCUUCUAUGGAGGAACUUUGAAGGUUCUUUGAGCUAGCGAGGUAACUAACAAUCUUUAGUUAUCUAGCUAACAAGCUUGUGUGUGCAGAGCGGCACCAUAAUUAAAAACACGUCUUACCUUUUUGUAGUUUAUAAAUCCAUUGUGAAACAUAACUAGGCCUAUAGUAUCCUUAACCAGCAUUGAAAAAGUUAAUCCAUUCUUCUCUAGCUAAUUAAAAAUCGCUCUCCCCAUCUUCUGAAUCAAGCUUGUAACUACAGUACUGUAGCCUAUACUGGGGAGGGGCAGGUAGCCUGCACACGCACUGGCAAAGAUUUUCAGCUUGCAUGCAGACACAGGUUUCUGAGUGAAAGAGGGCUUUCCAUAUGUGCUUUGUUGCAUUUUGUUGUGAGAAUAGGUAAAAAAAAUGCCUGAAGCGUAAAAUAACGGUUCUGUUCCGGAACAGUAUGGAUCACUUUCGUUCCAGGUUCCAUUUAUGUUCCUUAAAAAUGUAUUGUUCUGUUCCCCUGAACCAUUUCCAACUCCGUUUUUAUAAUGCAUGUAAGGAUAUUGGUCUAUAGAUAUUGUACACCCAAGUUUUGGAGAAAUCUGUUUAUUGUUGUCAAAAGAUGUUGAAACAUUUAUACCAUUUUCAAAAUGGUGGAUGAUCCAUCACGGUGACAUCAUUGGUCCAAGAGGCAAAUUUGUUAUUUGGGAAGAGGAACCGAUGUGCCAAAUUCCAAGACUGUAGGUUGAACGAUGAGGUGGGGCUGACCUUUUUGAAGUCCAAGGUGGUUCAUAGCGCCACCAUUUGGCAGUUGCACCACGUGUAACGAGAUGUAUUCAUGCAUCAUUUUACACCAUCCCACCAAGUUUGAUCUCUGUAGGUCUUACCAUUUCAGACCUAUAGCUCUCCAAAGAAAAGAAAAAAAUACUCAACCAUUUAUAAUGGGGUUCCAGCCUUUUCAUCAUUACUCUAUUGUUCUAAAUUCAAUCACCCUCUUCAUCAUCAUUUUUGCCUGUGAGUAUCCAUGGCAAUGGCUCGAUUUGGUGUGCUCAAUGACGAGGCAUGAGAGCUGUUAGCUGGCGUUAGCUAGCUACUUUGUCACUCAAUACCGAGAAACAGCUGUAACUUUUGAUUGGUAGUAGAUAAUUCUUUUUCUGAUUCUUGAUUUGAAUAGCAGAAAAGUAGACCAAGAUGUCAUACCCUCUAAGUUUAAUUCUAAAGUCCUGUGACAGUUGUCAAUUUCACGUGUUUGGGGAAAAAUGUGAUGCGGUUACUGAAACCGCUGUAUUGGUAGCAGAUAUUUUUUCUGAUUUGAAUAGCAGAGAAUUAGAUGAAGAUUUCAUACGCUCUUAACGUUUUGGGGAAGUGGUCAAUUUCAGUUUUAAAAAAACGUUAGAGAAAAUGUUGAUGCGGUUAGUAAAAUAGCUGUAUCGUUUGAUCGUUAAACAUUUUUGUUCAGAUUUGAAUAGUAGAGGAAAAUGUUAUACACUAACUUUUUAUGUUGUUCACAAAGUGGUCAAAGUAGCUGAUUUGUGCCAAGUUGCAUUAUUGCAUUUACAGUGAAUGGAAUGUUGGAAGUCGUCACAAUGGGACCUUUAGAAUGCUGAAAAAAGUCCCAUGAAAGUGAAUUAAGAUGGACAAAAAGCUUAGUGGUUUAAAAAGUACAGAAGAUAUCAAAGUUAUAUACAAGCAACUCCAUCCUGACCGGUCUACACGUUUUAAAGUUUGAAUGGCGUUUCUAGCUUAAACGGUGUACGAGGAGUAGCGUGCUAAAGAAUAACUAUAAGAAAUAUGUAAAAGAUUAAAAGUGGGGACUCUUGCUUCCCAAGCCCAAAUAAUAACUAGAAGUCAGAAAUAUGUGGUACAAUUUAAAGUGUGGCUGCUUUUGCAAGCCACAAUAAUUAUUUGUUUCUGGGAAAUUACUUUCCCAUAAAUGGGUUUUUGGAACCCAUUUGUUGAAGCUAGGCCUUCAGAGGUCUUUUGUCCCUUGCACUUAAAUAAGUGGUGUUUGAUGUGUCUCUUUUAGGUUUUGGCGGCCGUGGUCGUGGACGUGGGUUUGGAGGAGGAGGUGGUGGUGGUGGUGGUGGACCCAACUUUGACAUCAAGGGAGGGGACUGGCCAUGUCCUAACAGGUAUUUAUUGCAAUAUUUUAUUUGAAGCGGGGCAGACACAAUUGAGUCAUCCAUUGCACAUUGUAUGUGCCACUGAAUUCUGUUCUGAUAUGGAAUGGCUACAUCUUUGAAUGUGAUGGUUGACAAUUGUUCCCCUUUUCAGUUCUUGUGGCAACAUGAACUUUGCGCGUAGAUACGAAUGCAACAAGUGUGGCACACCGAAACCAGGGGACAGCGGAGGAGGUAUGUGAUGAUGGAUAUUGCUAUGAGCCUUUUGUAGAGAGAACUGGGUGUCAGGUACACUAUAGGGGGUAGUUGAGUAAUUUAACCACUAAUACUAUAAACUAUUAUUACUGCUGUGUAGGAGAACUUGCUCUAAUGGCUGGUUUGUGUUUGCAGAUCGUGGUGGAGGCAGAGGAGGGUAUGGUGGUGACAGGGGCGGUGGCUACAGAGGGCGUGGGGGAUUCCGUGGAGGUGACCGCGGUGGUGACCGCGGUGGUUAUGGCGGAGGUGGAUAUGGUGGUGACAGGGGCUACAAGAUGGGAGGAAGGUAAAUUUGAUUAGUGUCAUUUCCCUCCCAUGCAGUUAGACAUUUGACCAGAAGAUGGCAUACCUGAGAUGUGAAAGUGAACUGUAGAAUAUUGAAUUAGGGUUACUUUUUUGUCUGAUUUUGCUCUAAUAGUAAUAUAAUUUACUAUGGGUCUAUUGUUUUCCCCCUUCUUCCCUCAGAGGUGACCAUAGAGAAGACAGAAGAGACCGGCCAUACUAAGCAUUCACAUGGACACCAUUCCAGAAUGCCCAGGGGUUGGGGUUGGGUUAAGGGGAAGGGAGUGGGGGGAUUGAUCUACACUUUGAUUUGCAUACCUUUCAUUACCAAUGCAUCAUCACAUGUAUUGCUUCUGAUCUGUCUUGUUGGGAGGUCAGGGAAAGAUGUGCAGCUACUGUGAAAGGACUUUUGGGCUGAUAAGCAGGGUUGUUGGUGUAGAAAGGGGCAGAGUCAAAUGUCAUGUUAUUUUGUUUAUUUUCAUUUCCCCGAUUUUCUAUUAGGUCCAGGCAUUGUGAGG